AAAGGAGCUUGCACGCAGUCUGCCACCAGUUGCAGGCGCCGUGUGGCCGACGACACUCGCGGCCUUAUAUAAAUACGCGGGUUUCACGGUUAAUUAUAAUUGUAUCUAUAAUUAUGACAAUUAAAUUAAAAUGGGUCUGGUGUAAAAUUUUUUUUAAGAAAAAAUAGAACAAGUUUUAAUAAUAAAUUGAUUUAUUUUACUCAAGAAGAGAUAUAAUCGUUGAGAAAAUAGCUAGUGAAUUGUCGAUAGAAAGUGCUAUCAAGUUUUGUUUAAAAGUUUUACCAAGAGUUUAUGUAUUAUUCAGUUUUGUUCAAGAAGAACAAGAACUAGAGCAGGAACAAGUUCAAAGUUAAAGAAAAUAUUUAGUAAAAUGGAUGAAAAAGGUGAUGCGUUGGAUAUUCCCCGAGAAGAAACGAGUGUAGAGGAGCUUCAAGAGUUACCGGAUAGAUACGAGGGUAAAGUAACAGCUUCUCUUUACACUAGUACUCUCUUCAUAGCUGCAGUGGCUUCACUCAUCGCACUCAUCACCUUGUGUGUAUUGCACUCCAACAAUCUGAGCGCUGUGGUGUUCCAAAUAUCAGUUAUAACGAUAAUGGUAGUGUCGUCAAUAAGCUUCUUAGUGGUCCUGCAGUUCCCCAUAAUUCUGACCUCAGGACGAGCGCGUUUUAUCAUCGGAUUGUCAGCCUCUUUGGUCCUGGGAGUUGCUGUGUCAGCUCUCGGCGGUGCACUGCCGCUCUUCAUCACUGUCCUGACAAUAAUAGCAAUCUUGCCGCGUAUCAACAACAAUUACUACCCGAGCAUCAUCGCCUUUCUUCUCGCCGGGUCCCACAUUACACAGGGGAUAAUUUCCUGCACCGUCGACCAGCCCGCUCACGCUUGCUACCAGGUUGUCGCGGAUGGUGUUCUACUGCUUUCCGCUUGUCUGGCUGGAAUUUAUUACAGAAUUUUAACCGCGCAAGCUCACAGGCAAACAUUUUCAGGGACUAAAACUGUAAUUGAGUCAAGGAUUAAGCUUGAAUGCGAAAGAGAACAACAGGAACAGUUAUUAUUAAGUGUAAUUCCUGCUUAUAUUGCGGCGGAGGUGAAGCGCAGCAUUAUGCUGAAGAUGGCUGAUGUGUGCCAGGAAGUCAGUAAGCACAAGCCGACACGUUUUCACGAAAUGCAUGUUCAACGCUUCAACAAUGUCAGCAUACUGUACGCAGAUAUCGUUAACUUCACUCCACUUUCGGAGCAAUUAUCAGCGUCGGAUCUUGUAAAAACUUUGAACGAACUCUUUGGAAGAUUUGAUCAAAUAGCUCAGGCAAAUCAAUGCAUGAGGAUCAAGAUUCUAGGUGAUUGCUACUACUGUGUUUCUGGUCUACCAAUUUCUAGGCCAAAUCACGCCAUUAGUUGUGUCAACAUGGGCCUGCAAAUGAUUGAAGCCAUUAGAUUUGUACGAGAAGCUACGGGAUUCAACGUUGAUAUGAGAAUAGGAAUUCAUACCGGAAACGUUUUAUGCGGCGUCCUUGGACUAAGGAAAUGGCAGUUUGACGUUUGGAGUGACGAUGUCACUCUUGCAAAUCAUAUGGAAAGUGGAGGAUUACCUGGACGAGUCCAUGUAACAAAAGCAACAUUAGACCAAUUAGAAAACCGUUUUGAAGUAGAACCAGGGAAUGGAGAAUCGCGGGAUAGUUAUCUAGCGGAUCAUAAAAUAGAAACUUUUUUAAUAAUCCCUCUAAAGAAAAAAACCGAAGAAAGCGAGCUGGAAAAUGGAAAGCUAUCGGGAGUUAAAUCUGCCCCCACUCGCUCUCGACCCGGCAGCAAAAUGACUAAAUAUGUCGAGUGUUGGGGUGCUGAUAAACCUUUUGCAAACAUUGCUGAAUCUACACUUGCAAAAAAUAUCGGCUUAACUAGUAUCGCGAUGAUCGAAUCUAAUUUUUUGACUAAUGACUCUAAUUGUUGCAAUAUGAAACAAUGCUGGGGAAAUAAUGAAGGAAUGUCAUCAACAACUUACUGGUUUAGGGAUAAAAGUCAAGAGACACAGUACCGAGAUCAAAGGGAUGAUCAAUAUCCUUGGUAUGUCAUCGCGUCUAAUGUUUUGUAUCUUACUAUGUUUUGCAUUCAGAUAAUUUAUUCACCAAGGAGCAUAACAAUAUACGGGUGUUUCGGAGCAGGACUUAUCUCCCUGACGAUGUUCUCUGGGAUUUCAUGGUACGCUGAUAAAACCAGCGACAGCUCCAAUGAUCACGAUCACCCGACUGUUUUGAGCCGAGGGAUUAGAAUCACGGUUUAUCUCAUCACGGCAGUUCUUGCGAUCGCUUCGGCUCUUAUUUCUCUCAUUGAUUUUAAUGCUGACGGCAAUAUCGCGCCUAACAAUGCUUAUGUACAUUCGGUAGCAAUUGCAUUAAUAAUAGGAUGGGUACAUCUAAGAGUAGGCUUCCUAUUAAAAUUUUUCGUGAUGCUUUUGUCGAUAAUCACCGUCCUGAUGGUAUUUUUUCAAGCUCAAAUAAUUGGUUCUUACCAGCAGUCCGAGCGAGAGUUCAAUAGAGUGCCGUACUUGAUCCAGAUCGGGUUCCUGCUGCUCUUGAUAGCUUCAAUUCUGCACGUACUGGACCGACAAUUGGAGUUUACCACGCGUACGGACUUCCAAUGUAAGUAUAAAUUGAAAGUUGAGCAAGACGAAGUGGAAACCAUGAGAGGAAUCAACAAAAUCCUGCUGGAGAACAUCUUACCAGCUCACGUCGCUCACCACUUUCUCUCCAUCAGCGACGCCCAGGAACUCUACCACGAGAGGUACAACAGCAUCGCGGUGAUGUUCGCGUCUAUUCCUAAUUAUAAAGAGUUUUAUGAUGAAACUGAUAUUAACAAGCAAGGUCUGGAGUGCCUCAGGCUGCUCAAUGAAAUCAUUUGCGACUUUGACAAGUUGUUGCUCAAGCCUAAGUUUUCUUGUAUUGAGAAGAUUAAGACUAUUGGCAGUACUUAUAUGCUUGCUGCUGGGUUGAAUCCGGGGAAGGAAGAUAAUGAGAAUAAGGAUUUUACAAAGCAAGAAGAACAUAAUGUUAUUGUACUAGUUGAAUUUGCAAUUGCUCUUAUGACGGUACUUGAUCAUAUCAACCGAGAAUCAUUUCAAAGGUUUAAACUUCGCAUGGGUUUGAAUCAUGGACCAGUAAUAGCUGGUGUAGUAGGCGCUCAAAAACCUCAGUACGACAUAUGGGGCAACACAGUCAACGUAGCUUCAAGGAUGGACAGUUGUGGCGAAAUCGGGCGUCUGCAAGUAACCGAAGACUCCGCGAAGAUAUUAAGAAACGCCUGUUAUGAAUUAAUUUGUCGCGGGCCUACCUACGUCAAGGGCAAGGGUACGCUCACGACGUAUUUCGUCAAGACUCCCUUCGACGGCCGUGAAGACAAUUAUUAACUAAUAAUUUACUUUAAGGAUCUAAAUUUGUCUUAGUAUCUUUUUGUACAUAUGUUCAAUAUAAAUGUAGUUGUAUAUUUUAAGAAGAAAUCAAAAUAUAUUUUAAAUUCGAUAAAUAUUAAUAAA
Messenger RNA from Cotesia glomerata, 3520 nucleotides. RefSeq names its product adenylate cyclase type 2 (gene Adcy2). The transcript is spliced from 18 exons. Bases 371 to 3394 code for a protein of 1007 amino acids. Gene Ontology annotation, biological process: intracellular signal transduction; adenylate cyclase-inhibiting G protein-coupled receptor signaling pathway; cAMP biosynthetic process. Gene Ontology annotation, molecular function: adenylate cyclase activity. Lineage: Eukaryota; Metazoa; Arthropoda; Insecta; Hymenoptera; Braconidae. The record is from RefSeq and is a predicted model, not a curated record.